Molecule: messenger RNA, 1030 nt
Organism: Rubroshorea leprosula
Lineage: Eukaryota; Viridiplantae; Streptophyta; Magnoliopsida; Malvales; Dipterocarpaceae
Source: the annotation of a GenBank genome assembly
CAUUCUUUCUUCUUUAUUGCUUGUCUUUCUCCUCAUGCUUACCCUUCCCUUAUGUCUUUGUGUUUUUCCUCUCGGUUUUGACUCCUUUUAUUCAGAUCUGGAGAGUGCUUUUAGAUCUAGGUUCAGAUCUGUGACUUGGCGUGUUGCAACGACAAUGAACGGUUGUGUGUGGGCUGUGGUGGAAUUGAGGGAUGAGGUUUGGUAGCUCCAUUAGCGAUUUGGGGAUGGUAGGUGGCAAAAUUGAAAAAUUGCUCAGUCAGGUUCGCCUUACCGUGGAGGUAGACACCUUUCUUCCCUUGAUAUCAAUAUGGAAACCAUAUGAUUCCCGGGUUAGAAAAGCUGUGGUUGGUGGGAAAGAUAUUUUCCUGGCAAAGGUUUCAUGCGGGGGUGAUUGGUGUUAUAGAUACAUCGAUGGAUCCUUUCCCUUCGUCUGCCGGCUAAGAGUCCCUCUAGCUGGACAAAGCAUUGUAGUGUCAGGAGACACUACAUUACCAAGUCCAUUGAUCUCCUAUGCUAGGUCGGGUGGUACAAUAGAUAUGAUUGCUAGUAGCAUCAGAAAGCUCAAGUGCAUUCUUUCUAUAUCAUUACAUGGCUCUAUUAGAUCCCUUUGACAUAUACUGAUAUGUAGAGAUCUGUUGAGGAUCCUGUUAAAGACAGUACUUGGGAGUAGCCUUUGAUUUUACUGAGAGAAGAAGAAGAGGAUAAUAUAUCAGGUUAUACUGCUUUUCAAAUGCCAAAAUGCAUUUGGUUGAAGUUUCUGACUUGCUUUCAACGCAUACACAAACCAAAGAAGAAUGCCAAACAGCGUAUUAAUAAUGUCCAAGGGCUUUGGUUUAAAAUGUUUUACAAAGCAAAAACAUAGUUUGAAUUCAAAAGGGUUCAUCUUUGGGGCUGAGAAUCACCACCACCUUCACCACCACCACACUAUUCAAUGGAGAUCUUACAGAAACUAGCUUCUAUCAUCUUACCCAGCAGAGUGGCUUCUGCAUUCAAAAUCGUAGAAACUGCUAAAUCAAAGGUCUUCACCCUA